Molecule: messenger RNA, 1418 nt
Organism: Erigeron canadensis
Lineage: Eukaryota; Viridiplantae; Streptophyta; Magnoliopsida; Asterales; Asteraceae
Product: RING-H2 finger protein ATL43
Exons: 1
Coding region: 66-1208 (380 amino acids)
Source: RefSeq, a predicted model, not a curated record
CAUACAUCUGCAUACACUCAUAUUUUCACCUUCACUUUACACACACUCACAUUUAUAACCACAAUAUGACCGACAAACCCAAUUCCAAUUUCCAAUGGAACUACCACCCAACUCCUUUGCUCCUACUUUUUCUCAUUUCCACAACCACCUCAUCUCCAACACCACCUCCGCCGCAACCCUUGCCGGAGCUACCUUCAUCACCACCACACAUUUCCACCCUCAAACCAAGCAUGACUAUAUUAAUUGGAAUCAUAACCACUAUAUUUUCAAUUACUUUCCUUUUACUCCUUUAUACUAAACAUUGCCGUAGAAACUCGAAUAGUUCAAGUUAUCCGAGACAUACUGUCUCGGUUCAUUUAACCGACAGAAUAAACUCAGGAAUAGACCGAACAAUUAUCGAGUCUCUCCCGGUUUUCCGGUUCGGUUCAUUAACGGGACAAAAAGACGGCUUGGAAUGCGCCGUCUGUUUGUCCCGUUUUAACCGCAACGAAAUGUUGCGGUUGUUGCCUAAAUGUAAACACGCUUUCCACGUGGAGUGUGUUGACACGUGGCUUGACCAACAUUCCACUUGCCCGCUUUGCCGGUACCGGGUCGACCCGGAAGACAUUUUUCUUAUAACAAAUGAGGAAAACAAUUCUAUUUAUGAAAAAGAAGAAGAAAAAGAAAUAAUUCCAAGACGUGUCUCUGGCAGACAUUCAUCUGCCGGAGAGAAAAGAACACAGAUCUCCGUGUUGAAGGAUUCAACACGGAGAUCUUUAGACAGUUUUAGUAGAAAAAAGUUCGUCAGAAAAACGAGAAAUAAAAAAGAAGAAACAACGCCGAUGAAACACAGAAAGGACGGAAUGUUAUUGGAAGAGAGUAAAGAAACGAGGAGGUUUGAGCAUAGGAUAGUAGUGGGGACAGGUGGCGGAGGGUACAGGUGGAGUGACGUACAGCCGUCGGAUCUUUUGUAUUUAAGAUCAGAAAUGAUAUUGAGUGAUCAUGUGCGGAGAUUGAAGAGAUCUAGACCGUCCGUUUUGCAUGAGGUGGGGAAUAAUAAUAACAAUAAUAAUAAUAAUGGUGGUUUGUGGCAGAAUGUAAUAAAUUCGAGAAGUGUGUCGGAAAUGACAGGAUUGAGUAGGUUUGGAAAUAAUGAAAUGGUGUCGAGGUGGUUGGCUCGUUUUUCUGAACCUAAAUCCCAGCGUAAUUCUUCUUCUUCCAACGUUUAGUUCACAAGACACAAGUUAUUCUUUGACGAUUUCGGUAAACGGGGCAGAUUAUUUGAGAAUUACGAGUCUUGUAGUUAUUUUUUGAUUAAUUUUCUGACCAUUUUAAUAUGUUUGGAUAGGAUAAUUUUUGAUGAUUUUGGUCUAGACUCUAGAGUAGAUUUAUCUUGCACUUUGGUUGAAUCCAUUAGGAUAUUUUAGUUUUAAACAUUU